AUGCCUUCACAAAAGACUCCAGCGCCCCGAAAUCAAAAGCGACAGCUGUCAACUAAAGUAGAGCCUACGACCGACUCUUCGCCGCCGCCCACCGCCAAACGACGAAAGCUCGAGAAUCAACGGCACAGGACGCCCAGUUCCUUCUGGGACAACUUGUCACGGCAGUGGCUCACACCUCGCGCACUCCGAGAGUUUGAUCGAAGAACGGAGUGGCCUGCUGCUUCUUUACCGCCUGAUCAGACUGAUAAGAAAGACAUUGAUCUCAUACAGCUCAAGCGCUUCGCGAGACACGGCGGACCAAGCCUAGGUAAACUUCGAGCUUAUCCUGAACCCGGAACCGCAGAUCCUUCCCAUCAGACCAUGGACUCAAGUCAAUCGGGCUCCAGGAAACGAGCUAGGACUGGAAGAGACUCGGAUACAUCGUCGAAGACCAGGAGAACCUCUGCCUAUGACCCUAGCUUCCAGCAGCAUCUCAUCGAUCACGGCGUUUAUCCUGAUGGGUAUGGUGGUCUCAGGAAUGUGCAAGAACCGCAUAAUUGGGAAGAAAUACAUGCAAGAAUGCGAUUGCCUCGAGCGUCCUUAUCGCCGACGCGCUUCGAUCGUGAAGCGUUUAUAGAUUUCAAAGAGAAGAAUCAAGAGGCAUUGACUGAGGAUACGGUGAUGGGCAAAGCGUUUUCAAUCAUUGCUGGCACCGCCCGGAUCCCCUCGCAAUACAACCUCGUAUUCGGAAACCUCAAAGAUCUGACCGAUGGCUCUAUCACCAAAGCUAAGCCGGACUUCUACGACGGGACGAAUCCAGCCGAACUACACAAACAGAUCCGGGCUGACCUAGGCCCCUACAUUGUGCCGUCAACAAAUACUGCCCUCCCGUGCGUGCCCAACUUCUUCACCGAAGGAAAAGGACCAGAUGGGAGUUCGGCCGUAUGUAAGCGACAAGCUUUGUAUGACGGUGCUUUGGGUGCCCGUGGUAUACAAGAACUUCGGUCAUAUGUCGUUGGCGAGCCAUCGUAUGACAACAAUGCUUAUACAAUUAGUUCUACCUAUGACGGUGGCACUGGCGACCUCACAGUAUACUCUACGCAUCCUACUCCGUCCAAGGACUCCCAAAAUCCGAUCGAGUAUCGCAUGACUCAACUUAGAGGAUGGAAGAUGACGGAUACCCCAGAAACAUUCCGACAAGGAGCUAGCGCCCUGAGAAACGCUAGAGACUGGGCACAAGAGAAACGGAAGGAGCUUAUUGCUGCGGCGAAUGGCAAGGCGCCAAACACGGAAUCUUCAGAAUUAGAUUCGUCCACGCAUAGCCUUCUAUCACCCUCUACAAACGGGAUCGUCGACCAAGAAUCUGACACAUCGACGGAUGAGCUUGCGUUAAAUGAUAGUCUUGCUAGCUCCAGUCACAGAACUCCGAUCGGACCUCGAAAAGAUCCUCCACCAAAAGCCUCGUCAUCUCGACGUAUGACAAGAGGUCUGGCGAGGGUCUCGGAGGACCUGGGAGACGAGAAUAGCUAA
Molecule: messenger RNA, 1509 nt
Organism: Letharia lupina
Lineage: Eukaryota; Fungi; Ascomycota; Lecanoromycetes; Lecanorales; Parmeliaceae
Exons: 2
Coding region: 1-1509 (502 amino acids)
Source: RefSeq, a predicted model, not a curated record